Messenger RNA from Cyprinus carpio (common carp), 2118 nucleotides. Its product is annotated as beta-1,4-glucuronyltransferase 1-like. Gene Ontology annotation, molecular function: glucuronosyltransferase activity. Lineage: Eukaryota; Metazoa; Chordata; Actinopteri; Cypriniformes; Cyprinidae. The record is from RefSeq and is a predicted model, not a curated record.
GUCUGAUACAUACAUGUGCAUGUACAGGAUCAUUUUGAUUGUGUACACAUCCACUGUAUACAUCUACUAAGUGUUUACUAGUGUUUCUCCUGGCUGUUACUAGCAGGAAGUGUUAAUGGAGUCGAAACAGGUAUGCCAGAGCACAAGUAGCGAGCCGAGCACGUUGUACGGUGUUUACGGUAACGUUAACCGGAAGAGUAAACAAGCAUGCGCCGCCAUGCGCAGUGCGCGCGCUCCUCACGAACGCGUUUCUCUACUACUGUUCACAGGCGUCUUUUCAAUGCAUGCAUCCGAACAUGCAAGUUUAAACUGACCUGCACUACAUCUGGCUGCAAUGCAAACCAGUGCAAAGCCGGCUGCUGCAUGCACGAGGGCUGCAUAGCUGGCAAACCCUUACUGAUCUUUAUUCCAUUAGCAUUGACCUAAAGGUGCUAGUGAUUGUAAUGCAUUUCUCUAAAAAAUGCUCCGUGUUUAAGGUGGUGCUCAGUGCCCUUCUCAUUGUCGCACUGUUGCAGCUUUUAUAUCUGUCUUUCCUCUCAAAGUUGCACGGCAAACAGCAGCUCUACAAGUAUUCUGAGCUCUUCGGCUCCAGAAAGAGCGCAAACCAAGGAGAGAAGAACCCCAGGCGGGAACAUCUCCGGUACUCUUUAUCCACAGGCGGGAUCUUCGAUGGGAGCGGACAGUACCGCGUCUAUAAGAACCUGAUCAAAAGCGACUUCUCGACCAAUCAGAAGCCAGGAGCGGAUCCCAGAUCGCACCAGCUGGCUCUGGCCACGCAUACGACCAUCAACAAUCUUCACCAUUUGAGCUCUUUGUUGGAGCGCUGGAAGAAUCCGCUAUCCGUCGCGAUAUUCGCCAACGGCCAAGAUGUCAAGUUCGCCACGGCGUUCGUGUACGCCCUCAGCCUGUUUUGCCCACAGGUUCAAGCGCUGGUGGACUUCCAUCUGGUUUGCCUCUCAGGUGAAAUGGCGAGUUUCCCAGACCAGGAUCGAGAGCAUUUCUCCGGUCUGGAGGAGAUGGGCUGCUCCGGCGUCUUCGCCAAGCUCGAAUCGAACAGAAACAAGUAUAAAAACUACGCCAUUGGGAACAAUGUGUCGUACCCCAAUAACCUUCUUCGCAAUGUGGCCCGCAGUGGCACAGACGCCGCUUACAUCCUGGUCAUCGAUAUCGACAUGCUCCCCAGCGCUAGUCUGCACCACCAGUUCGUGACCAUGCUGAUGAGGCGUGAACCGGCCGCGGACGAGGUCCUCGUGCUCCCUGCGUUCGAGAUCAGACACACUCGUAAGAUGCCUGCGACGAAGGCGGAGCUGGUGCAGCUCUAUCAGGUGGGCGAGGUGCGGCCGUUUUACGACGAGCUUUGCCCUCGCUGUCAGGCUUCUACGAAUUACUCGCAGUGGGUCAAUCUGGCCAGCAGGGGCUCCGGGCCGCUGGAGGUGGCGUACACUAUAAACUGGGCCGAUCCGUGGGAGCCUUUCUACAUCGGCGCUCGAACCGUUCCUCUCUACGACGAGAACUUCAGGCAGUACGGCUUCAACCGCAUCAGUCAGGCCUGUGAGCUUCACAUCGCCGGCUACCGCUUCUCUGUGCUGAGCAAUGCGUUUGUGGUGCACAGAGGGUUUAAGGUCCAGGGAGAGUUUCACAGCAGAAAGGACGAGGAGAACCGCAAGAACCGCAUGCUCUUCCGCAGCUUCAAGGAGAGCCUGAAGGCCAAGUAUCCGAACUCGCCUCGCCGCUGCUGAGAGAUGAGAGAGAUCACAGCUAAUCCUGACUUCAUGAGAGAAUCAUAGGUACACAAAACUGAAACAUGAAGCUGUUUGUAUCUCCGCUCAUUUCAAGCAUCAAAAACUCUACAGUCAAAGGAGACGCUCUUGAAUGCUCAUUAUUUUCUCAGUAAGCUGAAGACAUGAUCCUUCACGCUUUUAAAAAGAGAAACAAUAAAGAUGGUCCUUUUUGUUUUCAUUACAUUUGUGACUGCUUUGAAAUUUGAGAGCAAGGUACAAUGUCUUCAAAGGUAACUUAUUUAUUUAUUUAUUUGAUUUUUAUGCUGUUUUUCUUCUUACUUUUCGGAGGUUUUCAAUGUAUUUUUUCAAGUUUUCUAAAAUGGGCCAAUGUCAUUAU